AUACCCGAGAUUCCAGGGUAAGUCUCGGGAUUCUUAAUUAGCCGAACACUGUCUGGGUCAGUUUAAGUACGGGCCAGUCGAGGUGAGGGACAGAGUGGCGCCCUUUUCCAUUUAUAACUACAUACGCCAAGGAAAGGGCCGCAUGGGGGUCGUAUUCGACACCAUCAGACACCGGAUUAAGAUCUGCGCGUGUAAAAUGGAUUCCAGAGUGAGAAACCUUGGUGUAGUGACUGUUCUGUUGGCGUCUCUCCUCACACUUAUUCUGGUUGUGCUACCAAGGGAAUCACUUACAAUAUCAGAGGAUGUGUCUGUUGUGGUUUAUGACUAUUCCAUUAUUUACCGUUCAUUAUUAAUUGCCGGAUGUGGCCUCUUCCUGUUGAUUGGAUUAGUGGCUUACCUUACAACCCAUGUCAUGGAACCACACUACGCCAAAUCACUCCGUCGGCUACGCACAUAGAGGUCAAGGUCAUCACAAGGUCAAGGUCAAAGUGAUGAAGGUGCUUAGAAACAGAAAUGACAUUUCAAGUCACGAAGUGCAAACCAAUAAGUUUAUAUGGUUCUGAAAUAAGUAUUAAUGAUGAAAUGUCAUGAUUGUGAACUGGAUUUUGUUCAUGAAUGGAAAGAUGUGCCACAACUUAGAAAACUUCCAAAAGAAUGGAAAGUUCACAUUAUUCACUUGAAUAUGCAUCAAGGUCAUAGACUGUGGACCACAACUUAGAGUAGCAUUGGAGAGUUUUGCAAGUGUCCUUUCAGGCCGGUAGAGCAUUUUGUAAUUUCAGAAAUCAUAUUGUAGUUUUUUCUGAAGUCUUGAAAGAGUAAAAAAAAAUCCUGAAGAUGAAACUCAUUUAGGAGAAUCGAAAAUUUACUCUUAGGGCCUUGUACUAGAAAGGGUUUAGUGUAAGCCUUGAACUGCAGCGAGGUAAAACACCAUUCAGCAUUGACCAUUGGUCAAUGGUCAGUAAAACUGCAACCAAUUCUUCAAUUCUCUAUCAUUUAUAGUAGUGGUUGGAAUAGAUGACACAUCAUUUAUUGCACAGGAACUAGACAUGAAUUUCAAACCCAUAGUUCAAAUAUGUAUUGUGCAUCCUUGAUACAUGUGGUACAUAUACUCAGACCUUGUCUGAAAUAUUCGCCAAGUCCCUGUGAUUUAUUGUGAUUUUUCUGUAAGACAUUGAAUUCAUUAUGGUGGAUCACCUAAAAGUUAUUGAUACACCUCACCAGGUAUUAUAUGGGUUAAACUGACACUUUCCGUGCAGAUAAAUAUUGGCAUCAUGAAGACAUUUUAAUUGAAGUGUACAUUCAAUAAGACUUAACCACAUUGAAAUAACAAAAUGUAGCUGGUAUAACACAGGGACUUGGCACUCGCCCAUAGUGAGAAUAUAUCAAGGGAAGCAACUCCAGAAAAAAAAACAGGACACCUUUUUGAAAUCACACUUUUGUUAUACAUCAAUGUUAAGAUAAAUGUUUACUCUUUCCAAUGAGUGUUCCAAUCAUUGAGUAAGAGGUGACAUAGUAAUUUUGAAAAAAGGGUAGCUUCUGUUAGGUAGACAAUUUGCCUUUCAACCUGAAUGUGAGCCUGGGUGGGAUGAACUCAAACAGUCAUUGGGACUUUGUCUCACAACAGGCUGGGGAUUUCGGCCAAAUAUGGUACAUGGCUUCUUGGUAUAAUAUAUAUUCAAACUGCAGUGCUUCACAUUUUUAUUAAUUAUGUAUCUCCUUAAAUAAUUUAU
Messenger RNA from Pecten maximus, 1730 nucleotides. Its product is annotated as transmembrane protein 218-like. The record is from RefSeq and is a predicted model, not a curated record. Lineage: Eukaryota; Metazoa; Mollusca; Bivalvia; Pectinida; Pectinidae. The transcript is spliced from 3 exons. The coding region runs from base 143 to 457 and encodes 104 amino acids.